Cynoglossus semilaevis (tongue sole) is the source of this 2037-nucleotide messenger RNA. It is a transcript of the gene gmeb1, whose product is annotated as glucocorticoid modulatory element binding protein 1. NCBI's taxonomy places the organism in Eukaryota, Metazoa, Chordata, Actinopteri, Pleuronectiformes, Cynoglossidae. Gene Ontology annotation, biological process: regulation of transcription by RNA polymerase II. The coding region runs from base 1 to 1713 and encodes 570 amino acids. Gene Ontology annotation, cellular component: nucleus. The record is from RefSeq and is a predicted model, not a curated record. The transcript has 9 exons. Gene Ontology annotation, molecular function: RNA polymerase II cis-regulatory region sequence-specific DNA binding.
AUGGCUACCAUGGAGGAAGUCCCGGUGUCAGUUGAGCAGGUGGUAAUGGUAGAUCCUGAGGGAGAGGGUGAACCUCUGAAUGAUUGUACUAAAGCUCAGGUGAUCCUUCAACUCCAGCCAAUAUCUACUGGUGAUGAAUGUUCUCAAUCCGAUGUGACUGCCAUGGCGGUUGAAUCCACACCAGAAAAAGCGGACGGAGAUGAUGCCGAAAUUUGCUGCCCAAUAACUUGUGGUGACUGCAAAGCCAUACUACUUGUGAAGAAAUUUGUGUGCCCAGGAAUCAACGUCAAGUGUGUAAAGUAUGAAGACCAGCUUAUCAGCCCAAAGCAGUUUGUGCACAUCUCUGGAAAAGCGACUCUGAAAGACUGGAAGAGAGCCAUCAGGAUAGGCGGGGUCAUGCUCAGAAAAAUGAUGGAUUCAGGUCAGCUGGACUUUUAUCAGCACAGCACACUGUGCACAAACACAUGUCGCAGCACUAAGUUUGACCUUCUCAUCAACAACACACGAAUUCCAUCAGAGAGUGGCACACUGCCUAUGUCCUGUCAAGUUUUGGGCAAUGACGGAGCAGGGGUAAAGGACAGACCCGAAGCUGUGGCUGGAAAGGCAGACUGGAGUGCAGGGUCACAGGAGUUGACAGAAAAGAAGGAACACAGAGAGAUCUCAGAUGACACAUUGAACUUCUGGAAGGGUAUUGCAGAUGUGGGUCUGCUUGGUGAAGUUGUUACCAACGUCAGCACUGAGCUGUUGGCAUUGCUGAAUGGUGUGCAGCAGCUGAGGGAUCUAACUGCUUUACAGGACACUGAGGUUGCAGUGCUCAGUAAUCUCGCUAAAGUGUUUGGCUUGCUUGAUUCUGUGAAGAAGGCGCUGGAGAGACGGAAGCAGUUGACAGAUUCAAGUCAGCAGCAGAUCUUCAGCACCCUCAGCAACCUAGAGCUACAGUUGGAGCAACAAAAGAAGCAGCAGCAGGUGCGGACCCCUGUUAUCUGCCCACAAUCAAUCAAAAGCAAACCCUCCAAGCGCCAGACUAAACGACCUCGUUUCCAGAGGCCUGCCUCCACCACCACCCUCUCCCAGCAAGCCACCAUGCAGCCCCAGCAGCUAACUGUCCUUUCGCCAAUCUCGUUGUCGUCUGUUGGUCAGCCAUUCACCAUGACGGGCCUGCCAAUUGCCUCAAUCGCUCAGCUGUCCAACACAGUAACACUGCUUCCUGCCGGAUCACAGUUUUUCACCCGCUACAUGGUAGGCGGAGGUGGAAAGCAAGACACCAUUACCUUGCACCCGUCCUCAUGUCUUACACAGCUGGGCACAAUGGUUAGUCCAUUAGAAUUGGUGCAUCUGAACCAGCAAAGUGGCAGCACAGAGGUGCUCCCCCUAGAGGGCCAGGUGGUGGACAACACCAUGCUAGUGCAAGGUGGGUUGGACUCCAGCCAGGAGCACACUGUCAUUGAGAUCAAUCCAACAUCAGGUGAGCAGGCUGUGGGGGUGUUGGAGCUGCAGCUCAGCAGGCAUUCAGGCCCAAACCAAGCUGCGUUGGUUGUCCAGAGAGAGAUGGAAGUCACAAUGGCCGCCAAAGAGGAGGACACUCGGUGCCAAAUGCAAGAGGGACAGUCUAAUGGUUUUCAAGGACUGCAGUUGGACGCCAAUGGACAGUUGUCAAAUGUACAGAUAGUUGUAAUAGGGGAAAACACUCAGGAAGAAAAUAAAGAGGACUAACAUGCAAUUCUUUUAUAUCCAACAGUGCAGAAAUUAGUUGAACUGCCACACCCAAUGCCAAAGCAUCUAAUUCUGUGAAUCCAGUGUUUCAGGUGUGGCCUCAUCCACUAAUUACCCCUCCAACUUCAGGCUGUUAGAGUGAAGGAACUUAGCAGUCGGUCUUGUAAUGUUUUAUCAGCUUUAGUUUUUUGUUAAAAGACAGGGAUAGCAACAUUUCUGCUCUAAGAAGGAGAUGGCUUACAUGAGUGAGUGAAAAUGUGUUUAGUAAUGUAAAACUGUCACUUGCAAAAUCCAAUUCAAAUAAAUUUUUAUUUGAGACAGUAA